CCGAACCAAGGUCCCGGGAGCUUUCCAAUCCAACAGGUGCUGCCUCCUCCAGUCAAUUCCACCUCCUCCUCCACCCCCGCCUCCGGUCGAGCUCCCCUCCCCUCCCCGCCUCCGGUCCAAUCCUCGCCCGAACCCUAGCCCCGGGCCUCCCGCCCGCCGCGGGAUGCGCCGCCCGCCACCCCCAGCUGCCCGCUGAUCCUCCGGUCGCCGCAGCGAGCUCCUCGCCCACCGGCAUGAGCCGCUACUACGCGCCCUUUCGCGGCGCUGCCAGCGGGGACGGCGGAGGCUGCCUGCCGCUUCCUAUCAUCGCCGCCGAGGCCGCGCUAGCUGUCGUCGACGCAGCCAUUGCUGCCACCGCCUUCGUGCAGUUAGCGAGAAUUCACAGGCACAAUCAGCAACAUGGAUGGACUCGGCAAAAGAUAUUCCAUUUUAUGAUUGGCCUAUGCAACAUAGUAUUCCUUGCGUAUUUCGUAUCUACCGUCAUCGCUACUUGUGAGAAAUGGGUUUGUUGGGUACAUGGAUGCGGAUUUGUUUUGAUGGCUAGUCCGCAGAUAUUGCUUCUUGCUUCGUUUCUACUACUGUUGUCAUUCUGGGUUGACCUGUGUCAUCAGACAAAUGAUGAAGAUGAAGAUGAUGUAAGGAGUCACCAAGAAGCUUUACUAGACAGAACAAAAACCAAACCUGGCACCCGCCCUACUGAUGCCCGUCGGAAGUGUUUCCCAGGAAUACAGCUUGGAAGCCGGCAAAAAUUCGUGAUUCUGGUGCUUGUACUGUCAUUUAUUGUUAUGCUCGCCUUUGCGAUCCUCAUCUGGGUUGGUAGGGGAGAAAAUCCUAUUGAUUCAUCGCUACUGAAAAAGGUUUAUUUGGAUGUAUUUUCAGUAGUUGUUCUAGUACUUGGCGCUGCUUUGGCAUGUUAUGGUGCAUUAUUGUUCUCGAAGAUGAGCAAAGUACGUUCUGAAACCGUGUCAACUGAGAAGUGGAAGGUUGCCAGUUUAGCUGCUGUCUCACUUAUCUGUUUCUCGUCUUCUGCUAUACUAGCACUUGUUACUAAUAUUCCAGUGCUUUUGUAUUGGUACUCCACUGAGGCGGAGAUCAUAAAAAAUGCUGUUAUAUUAUUUUUAUAUUAUUUAAUAGGCUCAUCGGUACCAUCAGGAUUUGUUUUAUGGGUCAUGAGAGAUAUGCCUCAACGACCAACGGUGGAAAGGCCCACCCAAUCGAGAGUGGUUACCUUGUUCAGGGACAGACCAUCCCCUACACAGGAUCCACAGUGGAGAGCUGCUGUUACAUCCUCUAACAAGGCCCUCAAGUCAAGCCCAAUUUAACCUGAAGAGAAACACAAGUAAGGCAAGUAAGGUAAUGCUGAGACUUUUCCAGCAUACGUGAUGCGCUGGGACUUUUACCAACACAUCAGUGACAUACUGGCAUCUACUACCAUUCUGACUGACUGGCCGGUACAAGAUGGGGUCUGUAAUUCCUACUCCAAGGUAGCUUUAGUUUGGAAACAAUGGAAUUUUACCUGUGGAUGUAGCAAGGUUCCCGCCCAAGCAUUGCGCAUCGUGUGUUUAUCCAUUAGAGCUUUGGUCGGGCAAGGCCUGGAUCAGUAACAAAUGUAAAUAGGCAUAGAAAUGACCGCGCUCUUCAUGGUUUGGCGGUCAGGCUGUUAUGUCUUCCCAAAAUUUUCUGUUUAAUGAUGUGUUGUUGGUUCGGUUAGCUGGUGAGUUCUGUCCUGGAAACUGAAAUCGAGCAUCAAAAGAGAUUUUUUACCCUGCUA
Triticum aestivum (bread wheat) is the source of this 1771-nucleotide messenger RNA. Its product is annotated as tobamovirus multiplication protein 1. The transcript is spliced from 13 exons. The coding region runs from base 234 to 1322 and encodes 362 amino acids. The record is from RefSeq and is a predicted model, not a curated record. Lineage: Eukaryota; Viridiplantae; Streptophyta; Magnoliopsida; Poales; Poaceae.